Molecule: messenger RNA, 6393 nt
Organism: Colletotrichum destructivum
Lineage: Eukaryota; Fungi; Ascomycota; Sordariomycetes; Glomerellales; Glomerellaceae
Exons: 2
Coding region: 1-6366 (2121 amino acids)
Biological process (GO): 5S class rRNA transcription by RNA polymerase III; transcription initiation at RNA polymerase III promoter
Cellular component (GO): transcription factor TFIIIC complex
Molecular function (GO): DNA binding
Source: RefSeq, a predicted model, not a curated record
AUGCCGUAUCACGUGCCCUUUCCCUGGCCUAUUUCACCAACGUAUCUUAUUAGGUACCUCGGUACCUUCGACCACAACAACCCCGCCCCAGUCAGUAAUUUCACCUUUCCUAUCAAGGGUCUUUCCACAAUUAGCCCCGCGGCGGCACCUGCACUUGCCAGUGCGUCCCCUACCCUCCACCGACUCCAGUCUCAUCAGUGCUGGGGAGAAAAGAAAGGAAAAAGAAUUUCCGACCAACCCAAACAGUUUGGCCAUUUUCGAAAGGCUCGGGUUCGAUUUUCCCUUGUCGACCUUUCACUCUCACCUUGCAGUUUUUUCAUCCUUCUAUUCCCACCAGGUCGCCCACCCAAGAAUGUCAAAACAUUGCAGACGACCACAAUGUCUCGCGACCUUGAGCGACUGAUAGAGUCACUGAUCACCGACAUUUCGUGCUACGGUGACUUGGGAUGCACUGUGUCUCAUGUACUGGAAUCACUCGACAUAUUUUACAAAGACGCCCAACCCGAACAAGAUGCGGCUGCAGAACUCAUUCAAUCAAAAUUUGCGGAGCCAAACCAGCUGCUUUGGUCGACGGCCUGGGAUUGGCUCAGAGCAAGGAAGGACAUCGCUGUGGGUGCGAACCGGAAAUGGAACCACCUAGCUCUAUAUGAUGUCCUGGCCAUACCGGACUUAGAUUCUCAUGAUGGAUCAGCUGACACUGAGACACCGCGAGGUGUUCCAGAGGGAGCGCUGAAUAUCUCUCAAACCAACGAGCAACCCCAGACGACGGCAAGAAAAGAUGUCCCCCGGAAGCGACCCCGGAUCUAUGUUGCUGAAGACCGCAUGUGGGAGGCCAUCGCCGGCCAUGCGCCCGACUACCGAAGAGUCCCGAGACUGGAGUGGAUGGCCCUGGUCGGCAUUGCAUCCACGAAGCAGCAGGGUAUUUUGCAAGGCGAUCUGGGUCGACUUGUUGGCCAAGACAAACGCUCGUUGCCCAAGAGGACCGAUGCGCUCGCUGACAAGGGCUAUAUCUCGAAGCGUACGACCCUCGUCAGGGGCACCAAGACGAGCAAGAUGUGGUUGACGCGCUUCGCCCCUGCCCUUCCGACCAACCCGCUCAAAGCUACCGCCAACUUGCACACAACCGUUGACAUGUCUCGGGACGCGCUAGCAUGCGAUUUAGAACCCGUCCCAUGGCGCAACAGGUGGAACGCGGACUCGGUUGACUACAUCUCACUUGCCCAGACAAUCAUGGCUGUUGUCAAGGCGUUCGGAAUCAUCAGAUAUCACGACCUACGUUGCAAGCUGGGUAUCCUAGGCUUGAGAUGGCAGAUGAAAGUUGCAGCAAAAACUUGUCGCUUCUUUGUUCAAACUGGCGCCAUUCAGUACGUUGGUGCCACUUUGUCUGGCAAGCUCUUCAAGGACUGUCUCAAAUUCGAUCAUGACCUCACACAUGAGGACUGGGCUGCGUAUCUUGCUACGGGUAAACAGAAAAACGUAUCGUUUCCAUCCGCGGACUUGGUUAAUGCGGAUCUUGGGGCCGGUUCGGCGGACACAGCCACGAAAGCCGACACCUCAUAUUCUGAAUCUGGCGUCCGCCGCAACGCCAACAGGAAACACAUCAAUUCACGUUCCAAAUGGUCGCCAGACAAGCCCCUGGUUACUACCGUCUUCGACAGCAUAUCGGCUGCGGGUGCUGCUGGUCUUUCCAACAAGCAAAUAGGGGACUUUACGCUGGGAUCGUCAUUCCGGAGGUAUUUGUCCUCCAUUUCGUCGACAAUCUCUCUCCCAACGCAGCAGCCUAAGCAUCUUGAACACUUCCAAGUAACGAGUGAGAUGCAUCGGAAGGGCAAGUCUCAGCAAUACCGCUACUUUGCGAGAGGCUCGCAGCGGGUCCCUGAGUCGAUUGCUCCCGAGGAUACAGUCGAUGAAGAAAUCUCUAACAAACACUCCACGACUGACGUCGACAAUGGUGAUAUUUUUUCAGGGUUGUUUACUGACCCGAACGUUCUCCCCGAUACUGCCCGAGCCGCUGCUGGCUUAGCAGCCCUCGCACAUGUUUCUGGCAGGGGGCUGAACGCCAUCUCAAAGAGAAAGGCCGAGUUUUUGGAUCCACCACGGGCCAAGGAAAGUCGAGGAACAGCGGUUCGUCGCGCGAAGCGUAUGAAGGUAGCUGAGCAGGCCGACGACGAAGCCUUGGACGACAGCGGCUUCUCGACGAGGGUCAGCGUGGAACCGGAACCUGGACCAUCCGCCAGAAUGUCCACUCGGCGCGGCACAAGAGGACGACUCACUGAAACGGAGGCAACGUCCCUUAUAGUAACCCUUAAGAUGGACCCAUCAGUAUUAUCAAAUGCCUUGGGAGCCACCGACACAAAAGUCGAAGUCUGUCCCGUUUCUGAAGACAUCCAGGACCUCGGCACUAUGGAAAGUCAGGAUGCCACAAGCGCCAUUUCAGAACAACCUACAAAUUCGUCAGCACUGUCGAAAAAAACAUGCUCAACAGAUCCCUCGAUCGAGGAGAUCACAGAUCCCAUCGACCCUCCAGAAGUUGCAGAAUCGAUAGUGGUGGCUUCCGCAGUCACGAAUGAAGAUGUGAACGUGGACAAUACCGAUGUUGUAGACGAAGAUUCGGCCGAAGGCUCGCCUAUGAAGCGCGGAGGACGCCGAAAAAAGAAAGCGGCUGCGAAGCAAUCUGCCCGCGGUCGCUCCAAGGUCUUCAAGUGCGAUAAUUGUGGUGGGACGUGGAAAAACGACGUUGGCAUCAAGUACCAUCUCGAAAAGUCGAAAACGACCUGCAACCCAAGCUAUCUGCCGCCAUUGUCCGGACCCCCUGAAGCUCUUUUUUCAACCGUCAAGCGUCCUACGCCAGCGAAACGAGCAGUCGCUGUUCCCCGGCAGAUCAAGUCUCGCCACUCAAGAUCGUCGGCUAUUGCAGGAUCUCUAGUCGAUGACGACCAGGAUGCAGACCAGGCGCCGGAGAAUUCGAUCUUGGUAGUUGACCCGGCUAUCAGCACCGGCUCCUCCAGGGGCAGAAACAUGGGACGCUCUGGAUCGAGAAAGCUCAAUGCAUCUUCGGAAACCAGACAGGGAGUGAGGAAGCGUAUGGCGAGUCAGCGCCGAUGCGUCAACUUUUCCUCGGUACCGAAGCCACCAGUGUCUUCAGUACAGGCGUCCAUGAGUGGAUUGAUCAAUGAUAACGCCGGGGGCGUAAGAGAUAUGCCUGCAGAGCACGCGCCACUCCAGCCAACCUUCAAGAGGUCACAGGCAGAGGACGGACCAAACGUCGAUGAAGCGCAUGUGACCCCAGAACAUUACAACCAGUCUCUCUCAGGGAUUUAUGAGCCCGAACAACCGUCUCCGUCAAUGUUGAAGAAGGCACGUGGCAGUUUUGGGCGGAGAGACUCAUCUCCAGGUCCCGCUAAGCCACGCCUUGGUCGGGAUAGUCACAGUUCCAGGGCGACAGAAUCCAGGAACACACACUCGCCAGUAUUCGGCGCCUCCCAAAUGUCACACGCCGAAGCACUGAGGGCCAGUCUUACUGACAACGGUACUUUACCAGAACCCGACAUAAUGGAGAGGGCCCUCUUGUACAUUCUUCGUGCGAAUGGUGGAGUGUUCCCCGGCGGACAGUCAUUGUGGUAUGCUGUCAUUGCAACGUGGGAAAUCUUAUUUACUUCCGAAGAAGCUCCAGAUCAUCAACGUUACAAAGAUGCUUUGGCUAGGUUGGCCAAGAAGAAACAAAUUGCAGUCAGCACCCACGCCUUCAAGGACUCGAGAGGCAUGAUGGCCAACUACCAGCUAAUACGAAUUCCUGGAGUUGGAGCAACGUCUCCAGCGGGUGUGGCCAUGAAAACCAACAUUAUUGCCGAACACCCGAGGGUGUACACACCACCCGCGUUCACCCCCAGAGCAGGGUUUCCCGAGGAACACAAAUACGAUGCUCAACCUGUCUUCUCCAGCCGUAGGAAAUUGGUCCAGGGAAUCGAGGUUCUAGACGCUCCUUUCUAUGCCAUCAAAGCUGCCAACGAGAGACCAGCCACACCCCCUGAAGGCUUUCAGUCCCCCAGGAAGCGCAGGAAAAGGAUGGUCACGAAGGAACAGCUUACCCACGCCGAGGACGAAGGCCCAGACGGAAAGCGCAGAAAGGAUAUUUUUCGCAUAUUCACGGAUGGACGGGCCGACCCGAGUGACGGACCCUCCGCUUCGUCGAGGGACGGAAUCGGCGGCUUUACUCCCCGGCUUGUUUUCCUCAGUCCCAACGCCUACUUAGGGCAAGAAGUGCCAGAGGAUGUUCGGCAUGCAUCACUGCCUAACCUACCGGAUCCAGAGCCCACGUAUCCCGCAACACAGGUGGAAAGCGUAGUGACGAGUAAUUACAAUGUUACAUUUGCCGAUGCCGACAUGAUUGUGGGCAAGAACGGUGCAUGGCCAGUACACGACAACAGCUUCUUCGAGACUGAGGGUCGCAGUCUGACGAUCUGUGGCUGGAUGCCGGACUCUCGAUGGUUUCUGAGACAGAACUUGCCGCACAGCUUGGCCGAGAUGAUCAAGUGGCGUGGUCGACCCAAGGCCAAAUUCCCCAGCAGCAGUCAGUACUACGAGUUUGCCGAGCAGGUCGAUGCAUGUUUCGAUUGGGAACUGUCAACUGAAGGCAUGAAGCUCCUGCUGGCCGAGUCAAUCGUGCCUGAUCACAUAUUUAUUCACCACGGCGUUGGCGACCUUCCUAGGGAAUGGGAGUAUCCAGCACUGGAGUGGGAUCCCGCCAAUCAGCUCAGCCCAUCUGCUCUGUUCGACAUACAGAUAUCGGAGCAGGCGACAACUGCAACUGACCAUCUUUGGGGUGGCGAACUUGGUCGGCAAAGAAGGCGGAAGCGGCGGCAGAACAAGCUUGCAACCGAGCCAAAGGAGCUUGUCGUCGGGAUUGAUCUGAAGAUCAGGACGCUAAUCACUCUCCCCAGGGACGUGGAUUUGAGAGACGUAUCGAGACGGAAUGCUGGGCUUGAUGAGACGAAUGAGACCAUCUUAAUAGCAGCAUUUGUUGUCACGAGAACACUACUGGGGGGCGCCGACCGAAUCAUCGAAUGGGGCCUAAUGAUGACCCUGUUCCCUGACAUGGCACUCAGCGCCAUGCGACGAUUCUGGUCGAAGGCUCGCAAGGACCGAGGCACUUUCAUCAAUCAGCUUACGGAGCGAUUCCAGAUUCAAUUCAUUGUUGCCUACGAAAACAACGAGUUCCCCCCCAUCGACUUCGAUGACUAUGUCGAGUACGAUUGGCCGCGUCUAAUCAAGUGGACGGCCGGUCUGAUCGAAGACUCGCAAGAGCUACCAGCUAGUAAGGCUGCCCUGGAACGCGGCUAUUCUCUUGGGUCGGCAUGGACGGACGUUACCAACUGGCGCGACGAUUACUACAACUUCCAGAUGUCUGUUUUCAACCGAUUCGAGGCGGCAACCUCCCGCCCUGCGACCUGCCUUGUGGACGAGGACAAUGAGUCGAUGACAAAACCAGACGCCGAGGACCUCGUAACCGCCAUGUCAUGGCUCCGCUCCCUCUGCUAUACACACCGAGAUAGGUACGCGCCACAGGACAUUAGGAAAAAAAUGGCGAGCAUAGGAGGUGGGAACGAAGAUCGCAUUCAGUCCUUGCUCGAGCAGGCAGUCGAGACCCUCCAGGGUCAGGGUGUGAUCACGGACAGCAAGCUCAAGGCCCUCGAGGGCCGACCGUACCGUCUUACAGAGACAUUCCUACCGAGGUUCAUGAAGUGGACCCAUGAGGUCAAAUUUAUCGAUGCCGCCAGGUUCAAGUCUCAGCUUGACGUGAGCUUCCGACAAGGGGAGAAAAUUCGUAUCCCGUACGUGCUGAGGGACGGCGAGGUCAUGGCGAUGAUGAAUUUACAGGCCAGCGGAAGAGUCAUUGUCACUACGGUGGAUGUUCCGAGCAUACCGCUUGGAUUCGACCCGGGCAACUACGAAAGCCGGAAGUACCCCAAGUCGUACUACAACUUCGGUCUGGAGAUUGCGCCCACAGAGACGUACGUCUAUGACGAUGACCUGGACAUCCUUCGGCAGGCCAAGAGCGACAAGCCGCCAAGGGAGAACCACAAUCGAGCGAUACCGCUGUGGUCCGACUUCUUUGGAGAGAUGGACAUCGACCGGUGGUCCCAGGUUCUCGGCGCGGUUGCGUUUGUCAUCGCGACACGGGGGCCUCUUGACGUUGCGUCCGUCUGUGCCGUGCUCAAACCUUACCUGCAGGAGUUCGAGGUGCAGAUGGUGUUCGACUGGGGAAGACGCAACGGCGUGUUGAAGGGAAUGGCCCUUGGGGCGAGCUGUACAGUUGACGAGUGGUGGUGGCUGCUCAUUGGAAGACAGCGAACCGGUGCAGGAUAGUGUGUCCGACAGACAUGAAUCCAUAAU